AGAAGUGUAGUGUUGACAAGCGUCCGUUGGUGCCAGUCACAGAGAUGUCAAUAUAACUUUGGUCAGUCAUAUAUUCGGCGAUGCGGAUCGAAAGUCCGUUUCACUCUUCUGUGAUUGUUCUUUCUUUUAACACUAAUACUCGCCUUUAACACAGCAAUCAACACCGUAAUAGAUGUAAAACAGGUCUGUUUUGAUUUGAAGGAUUUCCGAGUAAUAUAAGUCGAUGUCAAGAACAAGCGUCACUCUGGAGGAUGAGGAGAAGCAGAGAUGCCCUGACGGUGCUGAUCCACCCAACUUCGCCUGCAAUGACACUCCACACUCUUUACCUGAGAGACUUAAUUUGGAACCAUCUGUCAUCGCAAUGGAGACAAGCCCCUCCCCUUCUAGCAAUGGGACAAACCUCCUGUCAUUGCCAUGGGAGAUAGUUACCCAGAUAGCCUCACAUCUCCCGGCACAGUGUGUGAUUAAUGUGCUGCCGCAUGUGUGUCAGACGUUGGGAAAGCUUAGCGAGGAUCGCUUGGCAUGGCAGGUUCGGGCUCAAAAACUCUCGGGUCCCGCAGCAUCUUUCCCGGUCGGGCCAAAGGAGGAUUUUGAUUGGUCCAAGGCCUGCUUAGAAAUGGAGCAGCUGAUUGGCUGCUGGGCAGGGCGUGGGAAUCAGGCAGAGCGACAGGAAACGGAGGGAGCGAGACAGGAAGUGGCAGCUGGUGGGGUGAACGGUGAAGCGCCGGCAGCUGAGGGGAACUUGGUAGAGAUGCAGCUGGAUGUCGAAAUAAAUGAUGCAGCGGAUGUUCAGUCCCAGACUGCCUCUAACAGCGGCCAGCUGAACGAGUCAUCCAGCGCUUCUUCACCCCUGGAGCACAUCAUUCUUCCUUCUGGCCACAUUGCAGAUGUGAAUUGUGUCCUCCUGUUGGGUGGAAAAGAGGCAUUGUGCGCUUCCGGCUCUAGGGACAGAAACGUGAACCUGUGGGAUCUUCGAGAGGGUCCCAGAGGCAAGUUGAUGCACACUCUAGCGGGACGGGGCACCAUUAGUACCCACCGGGGCUGGGUGUGGUGCCUGGCAUCCAGCGGACCUCUGUUGGCGUCCGGCUCAUUCGACAGCACCGUCAGGCUCUGGGAUCUUGAAGCCGGAGGUGCGGAACGGAGACUCAUCCAGUGCAAAGCUGCUGUAUUGUGUCUGUCCUGCGAGAGGGACACGGUGCUGGCCGGAUCACAUGAUCAGAAAUUAAGCAUAUUUGACACCCGGGCUGCAGAUCCAUUGGUCAAGAGUCUUCGUCUUCAUGGCGAUGCUGUGUUGUGCCUGGCGUCUGAUGACCAGUAUAUCAUAUCAGGCAGUAAAGACCAAACCGUCGCUCUGUUUGACCGCAGGGCGGGAAAACUCCUGCAGAAAGUUCAACUGAGCUCCUACCUGCUGUCGCUGUCCUACAGCGGUCGAGAGGUGUGGGCCGGGGAUAACCGUGGACUCGUGCACACCUUCUCCAUGCACAACAGCUCCCUGACGUCCAUAUCCCAGUUUAACAUCCACAGGUCACUGGUCACAGGUGUACACUACUCCUCUGGUGCUCUCUACACAUGCUCCUCGGACCGCACUAUCAAGGUCCAUCUUCCAUGUGCUCCACCCAAGACACUGUGCACCCUUCAUCACCAGGCAGGAGUUAAUGGGUUAAGUGUUGAAGGAGGAACGCUGGCCAUCGCUUCCGGUGACAUGAAUGUUGAAAUUUGGAGGCCCAGAUGCACAGAGUCGACAAGCAUUUGAUAGCAGGGAACAAUCAGUUCUUCAACUCCACAUUUCCAGGAACUUAUCAGUGCAUUUAAUUUUAAUGAAAAUUAAGAUGAAAAUGAAUGUUUUAGGUGUCGGAUACAUGUUUCUAGUGAUUCUAGAAACAAAAAUAAGACAUUCCUAGUUUUACGUCAUUCUUCGCAAGUCGCACUACAAUUGCAACAUAUUUCAGUGCCUCGUAACAAAAGAAACAUCUUGAGAUUUAUGUGAUCAUUACUUGAACAUUUCAACAAAACUGAUGCUAAUAAUACGUUUAGACCGAGGAGAGUAAAUUCUGAAGCAUAGUUAAAUGAAUACAAACAAGAAUCGUUAAAAAAUAUAUCUGCUUUCAGUAUUUAGCUCUCUAGAUGUGUAGUACACUAACGAGGAAAUCAGUUGUUAAAAAUGUGUGAAUUUAAGUUCAAUUUGUUUUUGUAUACUUGUCAGUGUACUUGCACAAGUAUACAGUUUACAAACUUGGCACAUAUGCUUUAAAAUGUAUGCACUUCAUGACCAGAACAAACUACUAAUACUAUUUAUGAAUUAUUUAUAAUUAUUGCAGACAGUGCUGUUGUAUUGUUCUGUGACUGACUGAAUGUCCUAUGAUCAUUUUUUCUUCCUUGUUUGUUUUUAAAAGCUUUAUAAAUGUACAAUUUGAUAAUUCUG
Labeo rohita (rohu) is the source of this 2422-nucleotide messenger RNA. It is a transcript of the gene fbxw9, whose product is annotated as F-box and WD repeat domain containing 9. The record is from RefSeq and is a predicted model, not a curated record. NCBI's taxonomy places the organism in Eukaryota, Metazoa, Chordata, Actinopteri, Cypriniformes, Cyprinidae. The transcript has 9 exons. Gene Ontology annotation, molecular function: protein binding. The coding region runs from base 224 to 1753 and encodes 509 amino acids.